UGACGGCGCCAUGACAGCAUCCAGUCUCGCCGGGUCGCUUGGUCGCUUUUCGGCCUGGGCGUGGAGAACCGCAAGAUCACCCCUUCUAUAUCAUUGUUGGAAGACAGUAAGUUCUUCUCAAGGAACUUUUGAGCCUGCCAAACAAUCCUUUAAGAAGCCAAAAUUACCAGUAGGCCGUUUUGAUGCACCAGAGGAUUCCCGUUUAGAGAAAGAGCCACUGAAAAGAUUUCCAGAUGAUAUUAAUCCAGUUACCAAAGAAAAAGGUGGACCCAGGGGCCCAGAACCUACCCGAUACGGAGAUUGGGAACGAAAAGGACGCUGUAUUGAUUUUUAAAUACAUGUUCUUUAACUUCAGUAUUUUUUCUGAAUAUGUACAUCUUAAUUACUUAUUUCAGAUUAUUUAUAUCCUUUAAGUCAUCUUCUCAUUCCUAUCAUGUGUUUAAAAAAAUAUAUAUGAUGGCUUUAGAAGAAAAUAUGCUGCUAUAAAUUAGGAAAGGGAAAAUAUUUUUAUAUUAGCACAUGUUAACUCUUAAAUAUAUUGGGGUGUGUAGUGUAUGAUUAGAGCUCCAAACCUUUAUUUCAGCAUUUUUCCAUUUGAAUUACUCAGUUGCUUAUAAAAUGUACAUGUAAAUAAAAUAAUUUAUUUAAAUGAUUGUGCUGUUGUGGGCUACAUGGUAGUAGCUUUUAAAAUGUGAGUUAAAUAAUGCAUUACACUUUGAGAUAGCCACAAAUGACAAAAAAAAAAUUUAACU
Molecule: messenger RNA, 752 nt
Organism: Castor canadensis (American beaver)
Lineage: Eukaryota; Metazoa; Chordata; Mammalia; Rodentia; Castoridae
Gene: Sdhaf4
Product: succinate dehydrogenase complex assembly factor 4
Biological process (GO): mitochondrial respiratory chain complex II assembly
Cellular component (GO): mitochondrion
Source: RefSeq, a predicted model, not a curated record